GCUGACGUUCUACUCAAAGAUGGCGUUGAUGCGUGCGCCAUGUUUCUUGUGAUGUACGAGCGUUAGAGAAAUUUUUUUUCUAGAAGUGUGAUUCUCUCGUUAUAAGCAAAAUGGCUGAUGAUGAUCCGUGGUUACUGAAAGAAGACGGUUGCUUAAACGUGGACACCGAGUGCAAGAGCAUAAUCUAUCACGCCAAUUUAAACGUUCUACUCAUCACCACUGGUAGCGCACAAGUAUACGUAUUCGAUGUCAACUCCGGCGUGAUCUUGCAAAGAAGUUCUCUGUCUGGUAAAUUAAAUGGAAAGUUGCAAGGAGUAUAUUUAUCGGAUGGAAUAGACAAAGUAUUAUAUACAGAUGGACAAGGGAUUGGUAUACGUAGCGAUUAUAAUGGGGUCUUAUUGUUGGACACAAUUUUGCAAACUCCAAUUUCUAAAAGCGAAGAUGUAAUAAAGUUGGAGUUGCUGCUGUCAGAGGCUACAAUAUUACUUCAAUGUUUACAAUGUGUAGAAUUGCCUGGGGUAGAACAUUUACUAGAAGUAUUGCAAGAACUUUCAAGUAAAAUUGUUGUGGCGCAAGCAAAUCAGAAGAAAGGUAUUAAAGCUCAAAAAUGGAAUACGAUAUGUUUGGAGCUACCGCACGGAUCUUUGAAACUCGUAUGCUCUGGCUUAGUAAUGGAAUUAAAGAGGCAAAAUCGGCAUAUAGCAGCACUGCCUAUUGCUUCCGCGAUCAAUGAACGAUUAAAUGGCCUAUUGCCUAGUCUCGCACUAGAAGGUGGUCCCACUGAUAGAGCGUUAAUGUUUAGCGAAGCAGCGCGACGUAAUACAUUUCCAAAAUGGCCACAUAUGAAUUACAAAUGGGCUUUACCAGAUCAAAUGGCGCAGGCAGGUUUUUAUCACGAACCGAAUGCUACAGGUGAUGACAGAGCAAUGUGUUUCACUUGUAACGUGUGUCUGGUAUGUUGGGAACCCACGGACGAACCAUGGUCAGAACACGAGAGACAUUCGCCUGCGUGUCCCUUUGUUAAGGGCGAAUACACCCAGAAUGUUCCGCUAUCCGUUACCCUUGCAACCGCCCCCGCUCGUGAAGUGGGCGAUACAGUGGACGUCAUAGGUACUACUAAUGUCACGGGCCUCGCGGCUACAGCCUCUUUCAAUGGUUUUGUAAAUAUUUGGAACAUGACGAAUCAGUUGAAGAGAGAAGUAUCAUUUUAUAUAUCUACUUUGGAUCAAGAAAUAAACAAUAAGGAAUCGAUACAGUUUUGUGCCGCACGGAAUUUGACGACUACAUAUUUAACAAAUUUGGGCUCGGACUCGGAUCCACUUUCAGAAUAUAAAUCCUCAUCGUUUUAUAAAGUGCAAGUCACGGCGCUUUCGGUAGUAGGAUCUCUAGCAAGUUUGAAAGAAGAAAUGAAAAGUACCAACUCUACAACGUCGUCGUCUAUAAAUACCGAGACGACGGAGCAUAAAAUUCGACCGUGCUUAGUGUGCGGAGUUACAGUGACAGUUAACAACAAUCCUUCGCAAUUGAGAACCCUGGAAAACGUAUGGGCCGCCUCGAGUGAUUUAGCCAGCUCGUCGUCGUUGGUACGCGCGAUGAACAGUGUAAAUAGUGCCGCCAGUGAUACUCUAGAUAUAAUGAAGGUAGCGGGUGACAGUAGGUACAUAUCGUCGAGAUUGCAUUACUUAGUGCUGUACGACUUUCAUCAUAAAGCCGCGACGACGCAAUCCAUCAAGGAAGAUAAUUCUAAAGACUCGAAAACUAAGAAGACCCUAUCCGGGACAGGAACUAGCGCCAGCUCGAAUGGCGGUCGCCAAGAGAGCUUGUAUCAGGAGCUCUUCCUCGGAAAAUUUUUAUACGAAGUGCCAGUUAUCGAAGAUGUAGAUUCGGAUAUGGUGGUCGGCCCGCAUUAUGAUGGCAUCUUCCCAACUACCACCCUAACCGCCUCAUCUUCGAACGGCAUUUACUCGAGUCCUAUCGGUAUUCCCAUCGGUCCUGCUCCAACGACAUCGGCACCUUACGAUCCCAAUUUUGCCCCUAUCAACGGCUCGGCCCAUUUUGCAUCAACAUCCGACUUGACAACGAUGAAUAAAAAGAGCUUAGAUCUUAUGAAGAUUAGCAAAACGGAACCAGUAGUCGUGAAGACGCUAGCUAUAAACGUCCCGGAGUCUCUUCGUAUUACGUAUAUAGUUCCAUCCAAGGACGGAAGAUACUUGUACGUCGCGAUGUGUCCCGCGGCGGAUAAUGCCACUUCCACCGAAUCUUCCUCGUUAAAUACCAAUCAGAUGGACGUUGACGAUGAAAGCGAUUUCUUCCCACAGAAAAGUUACAUGUACUGGGACCACAAUGACAGCCAGUCCAGCAAAUUGAUAAACGGCGAAAUCCGUAGUAAUGAGACCAGUACCGUGAAUGUCGUGCUGCUUGUAUACGCUUUAGAUUUCUCGGGGCCGGUAGUGAAAGUGGUAUCGGAACCAUUGGUGAAGCGUGAAUUAUCCUCGGAACAGGCACCGAUAGAACACGUGCUUCUUCCUCUUCAGGAGAAACAAACAAAGUGUAUGACGUCUUUUACUAAUUCUAGUACCAAUUCCACUACUAAUUCAGCCGCUCAGGAACCUGCCGGGCAAAUUGCCCUAGUGUGUAAAGAUGGCGUAGUCAGAUUAUUAAACUUGAGUACGCUUAAGACUAUAACGGAAGCGAGAUUAGACGGAAAAAAAUUUAUCUCUGCGACUUAUUGCAACAGUUUGGAAAGGCUGUGCGCAUGCACGAGCGAUGGCACGUUGCAUUUCUUCAUUACGGCGGAAGAAGAGGACUCUACGGAGGAAAAAGAGGAUGUCGACGAUGUGAAUAUGGGUAGCGAGGCAAGUUGCACUAACGAAAAUGCAGCUCCUAGUACGUCAACAUCGUCCAUUUGCCACGAUCAGCUAUUGGCGCAUAAAUCGAAUUUUUCGUACUUGGAUUUGCGGAUCUUGUAUGAACUUACAAGAUUCGAUCGACAUUCCCCUGCGUACAGUGCGACUGUCCCUCCAUGCUGGAGCGAAAUGAUGCAAGCUCAGAGACAGAGACGCCAUCCGCAGCAUCUUCAUCAAUCGGAAGAUCAGCAUCAUACUAGAACUUGGCGAUUGCAGAAUGAUGCGACUACUUGGGACGAACACGUAUUUGAACUUACUCUACCUCGAAAUGCAUCAGGAAGUAUAGGGCAUGUCGAUGUUCGAUUUACCUUGCAUGCAUUUUGUCAAGAAUUACCGACUAUUCAAGUUACUUUGUUGAAACAAAAUAUAAAAAGAAUUGGUCAUCAGAAAGUGCCGCUUACUCCCGUAGACGAGAGAAUCGACUUUAAUAUAGGAACUGACCAACAAAAGAGCGAAAAUCCAGUCAUCACGGAGGAAUAUCAACGUCAACAUAACACCGAGAUUCUUUGCGGUCCUAUCGAUUUACAUCGAUGUAUGGAUUUGUCUUGUCGUUCGGGAUGCGUAACGUUGACAAGUCCAAAAUUAUUUCGCUCAAAGGCUAGAACGUUACUCGUUCAUAUUAAAGCUUUAAUAGAUCAAAAAGAUGGAACCUCUGCAAAAUCAAAAUCAAAUCUAGCAGAAAGUAAACCACCUACGUGUAAAAAGUUGAAAAUAUUUGAGGUACGACCGCUCGUACCUUCUAAUGCUGGGGAACGAUUUGAUGAAGGUACAAGCAGUAAAAAGUUAGGAUGCUACAUUGGUUGCAACUGGAUUCAUGAGAUCUCCAUCACAGUGAGAUCGGUACAUCCUACCAACAUAGCCAAUGAAAGAAUACAAAGGUGUGCCAUGUUAGAAUCCAAAAUCUUUGUUGAUAAUCUUUUAAACAUUGCGUGCUUGCAAGGACCUAUCGAAUCUCCUGUUGUACAAUCUAUAGCUCUUGACAUUCUAAUAUGGGUAGUUUCAAUAAGAUUAACGAGAUUGCGUAGCACUCAGAAUAACGCUGAAAUAAAGGCACUUCAAUUGGAGACGAUACGUUCCGUGCAAGGACGAUUAUCCAGUUUAUUACAAACAUGCCUCUUGCACGCCGGCAGAAGUAUAGCGCACAAAUGUGUCAAGUUGAUUGUUCUCUGUAGCGGAGGAUUUUAUAAUAUAGAAGAUUCACCGGCUCAAACCUUCGACGAAGCUAUGCUUUCCGUUUUGGUCAAUUUAUUGCCAUCGAUUGUGGAAGUACAUUGGGCUGGUUCAUUGAGAUGGCUCCAAUUGCUUAUCACUAGAUUUUUGCCAUUAGAUAGAAAUCACAGUAUCGCUCAGAAGUGUAUCUCGCUGGUGCAACAAAUAGCUGCUGAAAUAUCUAAUAGAGUAAAUCCAUACCACUUGCUGCUCGCUACAAGAUUUGGUCUAUAUAACACACCUUUUGAAAUGGAACUUUUUGACUUGGAACCACCGAUGCUACCAAAAUUUAGUUCAAUGCCUGUGACGUAUGCGUCCGUUGUAGCCAGCGAGCAAACAGGUCCAUCCGUUACUUCGUCAAGUGCCGUACAUUCUUCCAAGAUAUACUCGCAAGAUUCCAUUGAUCUGAGGGAUCUACUCACACUUCCAGCGCAUCCCGCUAGUGAAUUUGUAGUGUCCAGCAAGUUGAAAGCAUUGUGUGCCAAUCACAAUAUGAAAGGUCUCCUUGAGGUCGAACCUCUUCACUUCACUUGUCAUGCUGCCUCCGACGGUACGAAGAUGGAAAAGAUCGAUCCUGGCAUGAGCACAAUUAACAUUGGAUCUACUCUCUACGAUAGUACAGCGACAACCAACAAUGGUGUACCUGAUAUUAAAACGAUACAUCAUACUUAUAACUUGGAUGCUGGAUCGCUAGGACCACAUGUUCAGGCUAAAUCGACAGCUACAUUAAGCGAUCUACUUAGUAUGUAUACGGGAAGAGUACUAAAGAAGUCAUCCCCGCAACUGUUGCUCACACCUGAUGAACAAUCAGACUGUGACGAAGCUAAUGAUAUAUCUAGUGACAACCAGACUUGGCAUAAUACACAAAACAAUAUGCCCAGUUCACACAUGUUAAGUUCCAUUGUAACAAAAGAAAAGUCAUGCGUACAAAAUAUCGAUACUGCUGUAAACAAAAUUGAGGAUGGCAAUCCUAAAAAGCGAGAAGAUAUUACAUUUCCGUGGGGCAGAUUACUGUGUUGGCCGCCUCAGCAAGCGUUGGUCGUUGAACGAAUGCAUUCGGGAGCUCGUCGAUUUGUUAUUUUAGAUUUUGGAUCGCCCAUAUUGCUGACUGAUCUAAUGAUUCCUUCGUGCAAUGAUCUAGUAUCACUCUCCAUAGAUAUCUGGAUUAAAAACGAAGAAACGGAUGGCACUAGGCUUAUUGUUGCUGGUGAUAUCGGUAGUAAGCCAUUGAUUGUCUGCGAUCUUCAACCACCUCCAGUGUGUAGAUAUCUCAAGAUUACUACUAUAGGACGCUAUGGAAUGUCAACAACUACAUGUAAAAUACCAUUAGGAGUGUUUUAUGGACACAUGGUAGUUUUACCUGGAGAAGACUAUUCCGAGUUGAAUGAUUCCUCGUCAUUCGAUGCCAAUAUUUUUGAUCCUUCUUUACAAGUUACCAUUGAUACACAAUGUAACAUACUGUCAGCUUUAGCAGAGGAUGUACAAUGCAGAUUUAGUUUAGCUACUGAAAGAUUAAAAGCUCUGUUGGAUCCAUUGCUGUGUUCAGAAACUCCUAAUGUUAUGCAUAUGCAAAAUUAUCUUUGUUACAAUAAGAUAUUUAAUGAAAAUAAGGAACAACCAUCGGCAAAGAUACUGUCGACAUAUCAGGAAUGUAUUAUGUUUCAACAUCAAUUGAAUAUUGUACGAGGUGUUUGGCGACGUCUUGAAUUGUGGAGAGGUUUGCGAAAUGUGCCAACAACAUCUUUCGCGAACGCACCUAGUGAUAAAUUACGAGUCCUCGGAGAAACUUUGCUUGACAUUUUGUUAUACACCGUGUACGAAAUUGGUCCAGUACCUAGUAUACAUCGACCAACGUCAUUAUAUGAAGUUUUUACUCCAACAAUUUGCGAAAAAUUUUUCCAUUCAAUAUGCGUUGUAACGCCAGCCCCACGUUUACAACUUCACGCCGCUGCGCUUUUAGUUGGUAUGGCAGGACAUCAGCCAUGGUGGGGCAAUUUCUUGUCCAAUACUCUGAUAAAUCUAUAUUCGUCUUCAUCUAUUCACAUUUUCCCGCAAGACAGGGUGUUUAUUUUAUUGACAUUUCUUGGACGAAAGUCGUUAGUAGCGGGAGGAAAUAAAUCUUCGGUUAUCGAAGCUAUGGUUCGUACAUUGGGCAAAUUAUUGACUCCACUUACGAAUGUACAGUCGUCCGAUUCUAAUCGACUGGACGUCACCUUAAUAGGCUGGGUAUUAUUAUUUUUGUCUAUAUGCUUAGACACCAUUGCUCCACCACCCUGCUUUGAAGACAAUCAUGAGAAAACCAGAGAACAAGGUUUAUUUUCUCGUUGGGAAUUUAUUCAAGGAGAAUCAGCCAUGCAAAGAAAAUAUGUUAAUGCUAAUCGAUCAUCCGCCUCUCGUAGUUACCGUAAAAGGUUGCAAAAACGUUUAUUGCAUCAUAAACAGCAGCUCCAUGAAUUAGAACAAGCGAAAAAAUCUGCAGCAUCCAAAGGAUUGAUGACUCUUUCGUCCGAUGCCGCUACAUUGUACAAUAAAGUGGAAGCGACACUGAAAGUUCAAGAACGUUAUUUCAAAAAGACAUUAAAACAACAUUCUGCAAAGCAUUACAAGGAUAUUCUCAAGAGAAACGAAUCGUUGCUUCGUAAUCCUUGUUGUAGUCAAACGCGAUCCAGUACUAGCAAAUCGGACGUUAUGGAUUUAGAAGUCGAGUACAAUGUGACAAAUUUAUCUCAUCAAUAUGUCUUGCCGGUCGCGCGUGGUCUCGUCGCACUCAUUUUACACAAUUCGGCUAACGUAGACAUGUUUCUAUUGGCUUGUAAGAUAGUCGCUAGAUUAGUGAUAUCUACACGUCCCGCAAUUGGUUUAUGUGAACUUAUGACCGAGGAACAACUCUUAAAAUUAAUCAGAUUGGCAACAGAUACAUCUGAUGUUGCUUGGUCGUCGCAUGCCGUUUCCUGCCUUCUAAUGGACUUGUUAGAAGGAGGGCGAUUAUAUCCUAGAGCAUGUUCCACCCACGAAAGCAGUCCAUCGGAGGAAAAUUUGGAAUCGCUAGGGAACCAUACGGAAGAAAAUCAUAGUCGUACGGAAGAGGAUUCGAUCAGUGUUGCAGGCAGCAGCGUACCUUCCACUGCUACGUUAGCCGAAGGAUUCGUCGAAGGAGACGCGGAUGAAGAUGCGCAAGAUAACAUUGCAGUGACUUCGACCACAGCAAGUACAUCCAAAUCCAACGGUUAUCUGCCGUCUCUUUUAGAAUCUGACGAUAGCGAAUUGGAAGACUUUCUGGAUGACAUAUUGGAACGUGGCAGAAAUAUGCUGAAGAAGGAUAGUACAGUAUCGAAGAUUUUAACUUCUGCUAUUACUGGGAGCAUUUCUUUAGCGAUGGACGCACGAUUGGAAUACGGAGUUGAAAUGGGUGUAGAAAUAUCAUUGAGGAUACUGUCUACAGUCGGCAUGUACAAUCUACCUCACAGUAUAAAUGCAACAGUACAUAUGCCAUCGGAGGCAAAUCGUUGUUGUCCACAAUCGUAUUUGCGUACUGAGACAAACGAUAAAAGUCAGGAAGUUGGUAAUUUUUCCGACCCUACUCCUUCUAAUCUUUCCAUGUUAACGAGAUGUUUUGAAAAAAUGUUCACAGAUUUGUAUUUACGGAAUAACAGUACAAACUUGGAACUCGUUCUCCAACUUUGGUUUGCAUUGAAUAUGGACGCUGCUACCGAACAUCCAGGCUCUCAAUUUGACCCUUCUUUAACACCUCUAAUACCACUUAGUCCAGCAGCCAUUUCUAGCUUGAUAUCUGCACUCUCUUGGCAUACUGGAGUUUCUUUACGGGCUUGGUGUUUUGCGUUACAAUGUUUAACCAUUGUCUGCAAUCAACCGCUACGAAGAUAUUCUGGUUUAGACGGAUUUGUACCUAGUAGUCCAUCUAUAGCUAGUUGUAUUGUUAAAGACCGUAAUACAGGCCCUAUGUUGUUGCGCCUACUUUCCGGCAAUGGAUUAAAUAUUAAUAUGAUGGAUAAGCAAUAUAUUAUGGCUGGCCCUACAGUUUGCCAAGCACUGCAUGAUUUUCUCAUUCGAUUGGAAAUGAUGUGCGAUGUUAUUACAACAGACAGUUGUUUAGGUAAUGCCUUAAAGGAUCUUCUGUUGCAAGUGGUAUACCAACUUGUGCAACCAAGCGGACCUCUCAUUUCAAGAAAGGGACCUUUAGAUGCGCAGUGCAAACUAAUAACGUCUGUAGUUAAUCUAAAUUAUGUCAAUACCGACUUAGGCACCGCCAUGAGCAUAUCGGAAUGCGUUGGUGUGUUGGUUUCGACCUAUGUCAAAGAAUCUGGAGUUGGCGCGCAAUGUGGAGGUGCGGUAGAUUCGACCAGUCAGUCCAGUGGUUUCGGUGGUCUGUUUGCUUGUGUACUCGGUGGCGAUACAAGACAAUCACGCCCCGCAUCUUGGGAUACUUUAAUUGUAGCUCUCAUUAAAUUAGUGUGUACACUCAUCCAAACUCCAUUACCGAAUGCUUGUCAAGAUGAUUUAGAGGAAUCGGCGGAAAUGGAACUAUCAGAAGCGAAUUCUUGGAAUUCUGUAAGCAAUGCGAAUGAUUCUCAAGUGAAGAUGAAUACUUGGCAAACAGAUGAAAGUAAGGCAGAACAACAAACUUCGUUUCGCCUGCAACAACCAAAAACUAGUAAAUCUUAUGUACCUUGUCUCGCUGAUACCGUUUUGCAGCACGAACCGACUAUGAUGCGUUUACUAGGUACUCUCGGUCAUAGUACGGGAUCCUCGUUAGCCAUGCUCUUAGGCGAGAGUGCGGGCGCGGCAUCGACCACCGAGCUCGGUGAUCCAGCUUCGAUACCGGAUGCGACGUUUCAACUCCUAACGACUCUUACGAAAAAGGCUAGCGACCCAACUCUUGUUCUCAAACCGCUUUACCACUAUCUUUCUUCCUCAUGCGGGGAAACUGAAUUAGGAAUUAUGCAACUGUCAGAACCGCUUCUUUGGUAUAUCUUACGGGUAUUGGACAAUGCAUCAUCGUUAUCUAUCUUUACUGCAAUGGGUGGCGUAAAAGUGCUUUGUGAGAAUCUCGUGAGAUCGAGUAACAGUGGCGUCACCAGUGCUUCCGCGUCAUCCGGAGUGAUCGCUCUUGUUAUGGAACACUUGUCGAACGCGCCCAAUGUGAUACAGAUGAUGGCGAGUGGUAGUAAAAAAGGCGUCGGUUCGUUAGAAACUCAGGACGAUGGUUUACUCAACUUUGCACCUCUCGGUACAAUAUCCUGGUUAAAUCCAACCGCACAACCAGCAGAUGUUCUCAUACAGAAUGCUACUCCUCAUAAACGUGCAAGAACACCAGCGUGGUCGUAUCAUUUUUAUCCCGACGAGGCGUGGGUUGAUCUCACCAUCACUUUACCAUGCGCUAUUCUACUUAGAAAGGUGGAACUACAGCCACAUCUCACAGCAUUGUCCACAUGUCCAUCGGCUGUAGCGCUUGAAGUUUCAAGAGAAAGUAAUGGUCCCUUAACACCGGUUUGUCCUCCAAUGCCAACGGCGGGCUUAACGUACAUACGUGUUACUUUGUCUCAACCGGAAGUCGCAACUUCUGUAUUGGUGCGCUUAUACAAACCUCGUGACUCGACAAACAUAAAUCUCAGUCAAAUAAGAUUGUUGGGAACCACCGCAUUCGGUGAAAUUAAAACGAGUCCAAAUGAUACAAUAGAUGAGGAACAACUAACUAAGACUAGCUUGGGUUGGUUGCGAUUACUGCAUCAGUGCUUAUCGGUGAGCACAUUAAACAGUAAUCUGGCCAUCGAGGUGCUUAAUUCCGCGGCUUCAGUGGAAGGCCUGGUCGAGGCAUGCUGCAAUCUUUUGUUACUCCCAGCACCGUCUCUUUUUACUCCCAACUUGGAGAGGGUUCUAUUACAACUUGGCUUACAUUCUCGAGAGCUUGGACUUCGUCUCAUUGGUCUCUUACUCAACAACAGGUCUACUCCUUUUUUUCAAGGGGCUGUGACUUCUCAGGAAACUUCCAUUAUACAGUUGGUUGUUGAAUUACUUCAGCAAUUGUGUUCCAUUCCGGAUUCAAGUACGGAAGCUCGCAUGAAGGCUGUUCUUACAUGGCUACAAAUAUCUGCCACAAAUGGAAUAUCUCAAACAAAUAAUAAUCCCAAUUCCGUAAAUCCACCAGCAGUAUACAUACACUGUGUGUCCUCUAUCAUUUGGAAGGCUCAGCAACAGCAAUAUCACAAUUACGAUCUACAAAUCUUGCUAACGGAUGAGUUGUUCUACUCUUUGUACAAAUGGACCUUGACACUCGGAAACAAUUCGGCUUUGAAACAAGCGAUCGAUUCUGUUUUAUGCGCUUUCUGUUAUGUGAGGCCAUCACUAUUAAUGUUGCUUUUGGAAUGGGUUCAAAUACUACCAUCGAAUAUUGCGACGGAUCCAACCACAUCUAUAUCUGACGAUCGCAGGAAGAGCGAGGAGCAGACGGAUGAUAAAAAGAAUGAAAUUAAUGUUGAUGCAGAGGGAUGGUACUGCCGAUUUGCGUUGCUGAAACAUAAACGAUUACAUCUGACAGAGGGACAAUUAUUGACUGUAGCUACAGCGGCACGUUCUCCGCCUGGUAUUCGACAAUUGAUAGAUUCCGGCCUUCCAGCAUUAUUGACAGCAUUCAUCACAGAUUUCUGCAAUUCGGAAAAGUUUAAAAAACAGCAGCGAAAUAGUAAAAUGGCAUCAGGUGACAGUAAUGAAAAUAAUAUGACUGCGGAUGUCUCUUUGAUGAGCAGUGAUAAAGCGGCAGAUUCCAAUUCCGGCUCAAAUAAUUAUUCUGGUGGACUGUGCAUGACAAAACCAGAGAGUAUAGCAAUAGUAAUAGAAUUCUUGACACUUGUAUGUUCAGAAGGUAGAAUGCGUGAUUGGCUUGGUAAAGAAGGUCAUGGUUUCUGGUUGCCCCUUUUAUCUCUUCUUAGUAAUCGUCCUGUUGAAAGUCCAGCCGCGGCUGCAUCAAGUUGUUCGAAAACAAGUGCAUCGUACGCAUCCUUGGAAAGUGCCAUGAUCAAAUUCCUAUCAAGAUGUUGUUGGUGUCACUUUGCUAAUCAAAAGUUGUUGGCAAAACUUUUGAUCGAAGUCAUUUCUCAACAACGAACUACUUCAAAUGUGCGAUAUCUUCAUGGCAUUUCCGGGUUUACACGAAGAUUAAUUCUUCAAUUGCUCUUGGAGGGAGAAAAGGUAUUAGUUUCUGUAACAUCAGAAGCUCCUAUGAAAGUUUCAACAACCGCGGCUAAUCAUAGUAUGCCAUCUAUGCCGCCGCAUCCUGCUCAUCCUCUCGGUCAUUAUCAUCAAUUAUUAUACAUGUCGACGCAAGCAACAGUCGCGGAUAUAUUACAACAAGUAUCAGGAACAUGGCUUCUUUUGUUACUUCCAAAUACGUACAAGAGUAACGAAACAAGUUCCAAUGUAGGAAAUAAUCGUUCUCGUGAAUUGUGGGAAUCUGGAAUGGCAUUAGUAGUAGAUACGCUUAGUGUAGCUGCUGGAAACACAGCGAAAGAUAAACGAGCUAAAGAAGUAUCGAAUAGAUCGCAAGCUCGUGGUCCUAUCAUUAGAAAGACACGUUUAACUUCCGAUGGACCGUCAGUUGGAACAAGCAAAGUCUCUACUAAUAAUGCACAAGUAAACCCGGCCAACACGACGAAUCAGCAGUACCUAAUACAUUCAUCUCGUCCAAAUAUCCCUCUACCACCUCAACUUACGAUCGCACAACUUUUGGCAAUCGCCGAGGAUAGCGGAGUAUCGUUGUCCGAGCCGUGCUUACACCUCAUCUUGCGUCAACGUAAUAAGGAUUCUAAAGAAGAAGUAAACGCGACGAAACAAAAUGACAGUGAACUGUUAAACUACAGAAGCAUAGAGAGCUCGUUGGGUGUGUUCAGUGCCGGCGGUGGUUUGGCAGUGUUGGCGCGUCACUUGCCGCUGAUAUAUCCGGAUCCCGGUAGGCCAUCGUUUUUCGUAGAGAAGUCACCGUCGCCGGAACAGACGGACGCUGAUUGGGUAAAGUUAGAGACAAACGACGACAUUUAUGAGGCUCUAGAGGAAGGUAGAACGACGAAUUGUACACCAAAGACAUCGGUUCCCGCUCCGUAUGUACCGCCGCACUCUCUCGCGGCCUUUGGUCUGUUUCUAAGAUUACCGGGCUACGCCGAGGUACUAUUGAGAGACAAGAAACGGGCGCAAUGUCUGUUGCGGCUCGCUCUCGGCGUUUCCGACGAUGGCGAGGGCGGCGAGGUGUUGUCCUCGCCGUUGGCCGCGUCGUUGCCGACCCUGCCGUUCCAAGUUUUGAAGCAACUGCUAGACGCUACGCCACCGAGCACCGACGACGGUUUGCUUUUACGAGGGACGACUAUAGAAGUUGGCGCCAUGCUAUUGCUGUUAAAUUGCCUGGCGAUAUUCACGCAUCAGACUGGGCAGAACGAUGGCUCGGGCGAACAUAAAACGAGUCAGAGUGACGGCGUUGGAGGACGCAGCGAUGAUAAUUCGCACCUAUACUGGGCGAAAGGUACUGGCUUUGGGACCGGAUCUACGCAACAGUCUUGGAACGUCGAGCAGGCGCUGUUACGUCAACGGUGCGAGGACGAGCAUGUAACGGUGUUGCUGCAGGUUCUCGCUAGUUACAUCGGUACGUCGGGAAGCGGGCAACCGCAGCACGAGCUACCCGCUCCAUUUCCAGAUUUACUCGCGCGUUCCUGUCUACUGCCGGCAUUAUCGUCGUACCUGCGAAACGAUUCUGUCUUGGAUAUGGCCAGACACAUUCCCCUGUAUCGCGCGGUUUUGCAAUUGCUCCGAGCCAUGGCUCUCUCUAGCCAGCUGGCACCGCUCUUACUACCACGCGGCGCUAAAUCCGCUGGAGAACCAUCCGUAGUGUCCCUUUUAUCAAGUAUGAGAGUGUGUGUAGACACGUAUGUGAAUAAGAUCAAUCGUACGAGAGGCAAUAAAACGAAUAUGAAAGCCGUUUCUAAAUAUCCCGAUGAUACCGAACAAGACGAAGGAUUGGCCACGUUGAUUCCCGAUAUACAAGAAAGUGCGAGUAUAGUGCAAAACGCUACAUGUCGAUUAUCUGGUAUCGGGGAGGAAUUGCCCGGAUCGAGUCCAACGGUGUCUGAAUUACCUUUGCGCUCGAGUCUCGAGCACCGCUAUUUGGAAGUUAUGAAAAAUCUGCAAUUUGAUACCUAUGAAAUGAUUACCGAGAAUCCAGACGGCGGAGGUUAUAAAUUCACCGUUUCGUAUCAUUUUGAAUCAAAUAUGAGGGCUGCAGGUGAGAGGAGUCAUCCCACACGAGUAAAAAGAUUAGCCCAAGAAGCCGUCACGCUCUCGACAGCAUUACCUCUCUCUUACAGCAGCAGUGUGUUUGUAAGAUGUGAUGCGGAUAGAUUAGACAUCAUGAAGGUACUCAUAACGGGGCCAGCAGAAACACCGUACGCAAACGGCUGUUUUGAAUUUGACGUAUACUUCCCUCCCGACUAUCCUAAUAGCCCAAUGUUAAUAAACUUAGAGACAACCGGUCGUCACACCGUACGUUUUAAUCCAAAUUUAUACAAUGACGGAAAGGUCUGUCUCAGUGUGUUAAAUACUUGGCACGGUCGGCCCGAGGAAAAGUGGAAUGCGCAUACGAGUAGUUUCCUCCAGGUCUUGGUAUCGAUACAGUCGCUAAUCUUAGUAUCUGAACCUUAUUUUAAUGAGCCUGGAUACGAACGAUCACGGGGCACGUCGAGCGGUGCUCAAUCUAGUCAAGAAUACAAUGCGAAUAUUUGUCAGGCUACUGCCAAAUGGGCAAUGCUCGAUCAAAUUCGUAAUCCUUGUCCAUGUUUUAAGGAGGUUAUACAUACUCACUUUUGGAUAAAAAGGCACGAAAUCGUUGCGCAAUUAGAGGGAUGGAUAAGAGAUAUGGAAAUGCACGGAUCAGACCGUAGAUCAGGUCGUACUAUUUCUCUGAAUGCUUUGUCUCUGAGGAGACACUACAGGCUAUUGAGGGAAGAACUAAAUAAACUGCCAACACCCAAAGGAUUAGAGGACUUGGCCGAACCUCUCGCAUCGCCAGGCUCGCCCAUCGAACUUUCAGGGACCCCAGGCACAACACCCAAUACACCGUCGACGGUUGCGGCAUCCGCAACUACUCCAAUCACUACCAGCAAUAUAGUUUCGAGCAGUGCGAGUAGUCACAUGCAUCACGACAUCGAUACGGACGUCGAGAUGGAAAAGAUGGUCUCGAAAAUGUGUGAAUAGCUAAAGGAUGUUAAUAGACAUUGUUGGACAUUUUGAAAAGAGUCUAUUGUUUGUGUUAUGAGAUGAACAAACGGACAUUGAAAAUGACGAUACAAUAGACUGAUGAAUCAAAUACAUAGAUAUUCUGUGCCGAUUGCUGCUGAAUUAUGCCGCCAUGGUGAUUGGCAAGUCGUUAGAAAAGAAAGCAGUUACGAUUCUCGACCGAAUAUAUAACGACACGAUGACGAUGAUUACAAUGAUGAUAGUGAUUAUAAUGUAGGUAGGUAGACAAAUGUAAGGUGUGAGAAAGGUAGAGUGAGAAAAUGAGAAAGGAUUUAUGGUGCAGAGAAAGCGCACGCGCGCGCUGCAUGAGUGUGAGAGAAAGAAAGAGCAAGUGAAGAGAAUGAAUAAAUGAAUGAACAAAU
Messenger RNA from Nylanderia fulva, 14770 nucleotides. RefSeq names its product BIR repeat containing ubiquitin-conjugating enzyme (gene Bruce). Gene Ontology annotation, cellular component: nucleus. The record is from RefSeq and is a predicted model, not a curated record. Lineage: Eukaryota; Metazoa; Arthropoda; Insecta; Hymenoptera; Formicidae. Gene Ontology annotation, molecular function: ubiquitin-protein transferase activity; cysteine-type endopeptidase inhibitor activity. Gene Ontology annotation, biological process: apoptotic process; negative regulation of apoptotic process; regulation of cytokinesis.